AUGCAUUUCUCAAUUCGUGUGGCAUUGCCUGUCCUCGGUGCUUCAAUCGCCCAUGCGGCGAUUGCACCGAAGCCUAUCCCUCCUCCUUCAACAGCUGCUUCUAGUGCGACUUCUGGCCAGUCAACCUUUCAGCAGCUAAUUGACCACAAAAAUCCGAGCUUGGGAACAUUUUCUCAACGUUACUGGUGGAACUCGGCCUGGUGGAACGGAGCGGGCGCACCGGUGGUCCUUUUCACUCCCGGAGAAGAAGCAGCCGAUCAGUAUACGGGAUAUUUGACCAACCGAACUAUCACUGGUCUCUAUGCACAGGAAGUCAAGGGUGCAGUGGUUAUGCUUGAGCACCGUUACUGGGGAGACUCAUCACCGUAUCUGGAGCUGACGACGGAAAACCUGCAACAACUUACCUUGGAGAACUCAAUUGCGGACCUCACAUACUUCGCAAAGAAUGUCGAGCUUCCAUUUGAUACGAACGGUAGCAGCAAUGCUCAGAAUGCGCCAUGGGUCUUGAGUGGAGGGUCUUAUAGUGGUGCCCUAUCCGCUUGGACCGAGUCUACAUCCCCGGGAACAUUUUGGGCGUAUCAUGCGUCCAGCGCACCCGUCGAGGCCAUCGAUAACUAUUGGCAAUACUUUACACCUGUCCAAGAAGGAAUGCCCAAAAACUGUAGCAAGGAUGUCAGCCGAGUUGUGGACUACCUCGACAAAACCAACCAGUCGGGAUCGGACAAGCAGGUCCAGAAACUGAAAGAAAUGUUUGGACUUGGCGAUAUAGAACACUUUGAUGACUUUGCCAGUGCCUUGGAGAAUGGACCGUGGCUAUGGCAGUCCAAUACCUUCUACACUGGUUACUCGGGCUUCUUUCAGUUCUGCGAUUACAUUGAGAAUGUUGAGAAUGGGACCGGUAAAAUUCCCGGACCGGAUGGGGUGGGCCUUCACAAGGCGCUCCAAGGUUAUGCGAAAUGGUUCAAGAAUGUUUACUUCCCUGGCUCAUGCGCGAACUAUGGGUAUUGGUCUGAUCAAUCGACCACUGCGUGCUUUGAUACCUAUAAUGCGUCCAGCCCUAUCUUUACGGAUAUUUCGGUGAACAAUACCGUUGACCGACAAUGGCAGUGGUUCCUGUGUAAUGAGCCAUUGUUCUACUGGCAAGAUGGCGCACCAUCUGGUGUCUCCAGUCUUGUGUCUCGCUCCGUCAACGCCGAGUAUUGGCAGAGACAAUGCUCUCUCUACUUCCCCGAAGUGAACGGUUUCACCUUUGGUAGCGCCAAAGGCAAGACCGAAGCAGAGGUUAACUCCUGGACGAAGGGUUGGUCUCUGACCGAUACAACCCGGCUGAUUUGGGCCAAUGGACAAUAUGAUCCCUGGAGGUCGUCCGGUGUCUCCUCCUCUUUCCGCCCUGGAGGACCACUUCAGUCGACCGAUUCCGCCCCAUUGAAUGUUAUUCCAGGAGGUUUCCACUGUUCCGAUCUUAUCGUGAAGAACGGUGCUGCAAAUGAGGGCGUCCAGAAGAUCAUUGACGCUGAAGUAGCACAGAUCAAGACUUGGGUCGAUGAAUAUUAUAAAAAAUGA
Penicillium daleae is the source of this 1563-nucleotide messenger RNA. Its product is annotated as putative serine peptidase. NCBI's taxonomy places the organism in Eukaryota, Fungi, Ascomycota, Eurotiomycetes, Eurotiales, Aspergillaceae. Gene Ontology annotation, biological process: proteolysis. The transcript has 10 exons. The record is from RefSeq and is a predicted model, not a curated record. The coding region runs from base 1 to 1563 and encodes 520 amino acids. Gene Ontology annotation, molecular function: serine-type exopeptidase activity; dipeptidyl-peptidase activity.